UCGGUCACUUACCCAGAUCAUGUCUGCAAUAAGAAUUACGACAAAACAAUGGUCUACCGGAAACGUUAAUCCAAUCAUUGAUAACGGAAAGUUUUGCUGAUUAAAGUCCUUCUCCUGUUUGUCGAUAACCAUUCGCUCUAUUUUAAACACAUUAGUGAAUAUUAAAAAAAUCUCGAUAAGUAUCUUCUCUAAUAAACGUUCCGUUGCCGAGGUGCACUGAAAUCUCCCCCGGUGGACUGGGGGUAGCGCUCCGCAGCCAGGAGCCAGCCUCAGUGGUUUUCCUGCUCCCCGCAGACUCCGGAGGAAUGGUAGUGUUAGCAGGUUAGCUCUUCAGCAAGCCGCUGUAGGAUUUACGUUAUUUGGCUUUCGGUGGAUGAAAUAAUGAAUUUACUACCAUCUAAUCCUCACGGGAAUGGGCUCCUUUAUGCUGGAUUCAACCAGGAUAACGGGUGCUUCGCCUGUGGAAUGGAGAACGGGUUCCGUGUGUAUAACACGGAUCCUCUCAAGGAGAAGGAGAAACAAGAGUUCCUGGAGGGUGGGGUCGGCCAUGUGGAGAUGCUGUUCAGGUGUAACUAUUUAGCACUAGUGGGAGGAGGAAAGAAGCCAAAGUACCCAACCAACAAAGUGAUGAUCUGGGACGACCUGAAGAAGAAGACUGUGAUAGAGAUUGAGUUCUCAACAGAAGUCAAAGCCGUGAAGCUUCGGCGUGACAGGAUCGUGGUGGUCCUGGACUCAAUGAUCAAAGUCUUCACCUUUACCCACAACCCACAUCAGCUGCAUGUAUUUGAGACCUGCUACAACCCCAAAGGUCUGUGCGUGCUGUGUCCCAACAGCAACAACUCCCUGCUGGCGUUCCCCGGGACUCAUUCGGGCCACGUGCAGAUAGUGGACCUGGCCAACACUGAGAAGCCCCCGGUGGAUAUCCCCGCCCACGAGGGGGCGCUGUGCUGCAUCUCUCUCAAUCUGCAGGGCACGAGAAUUGCUACGGCAUCGGAGAAAGGUACUCUGAUCCGAAUUUUCGACACGUCCGCCGGUCAGCUUAUACAGGAGUUAAGACGAGGCUCUCAGGCUGCCAACAUUUACUGCAUUAAUUUCAACCAAGACGCGUCCCUCAUCUGCGUGUCCAGCGACCACGGCACGGUGCACAUCUUCGCCGCAGAAGACCCGAAAAGGAACAAACAGUCAAGUUUGGCGUCGGCCAGCUUUCUUCCCAAAUACUUCAGCUCCAAGUGGAGCUUCUCCAAGUUCCAGGUCCCGUCCGGCUCUCCCUGCGUGUGCGCCUUUGGGACGGAGCCCAACGCUGUCAUCGCCAUUUGUGCUGACGGCAGCUACUACAAGUUCCUCUUCAACCAGAAAGGGGAGUGUGCCCGGGACGUAUACGCCCAGUUCCUGGAGAUGACGGAUGAGAAAAUUUGACCUUUGACCUACAUGGAGACUUGACAAACCCUCCUUUUUCGUUUUUUUUUUUGUGGAGGAAGGGUCCCACGCUUUCAUUUCGUCUUGACAGACUCUGUGACAAGGAGCAUCAGAUGAGGGCAGGACUAAGCGAGCACACCACCGACUCGCAGCGGAGACCAAACGGGUGGAGGCACCAACAGCCUAGCCCCUCUUUGACUGCGGAGGAAUGACUCCCAAACCAAGAGCUAGAGUAAAGGGGGGGGGGAGGGGUGACGGUGGGGAGUUUUAAGAUGUCUUCCGAGGAAUUUACAAAGGAGGGUUAUUUUUGAAUCGCAGAGGAUUCGGAUGGUUAGACGAGUGAAAAUCUUGAGAUUGUUGUCGACUAACACCACCUAUCCAAACUAUAGGGAGUGCCUCGAGACUGGAGAGAAUCUGUAUGUGUGCACACAUUAUUGUUGUCAUAUAUGCAGUUGUGUCUUUGUGUAAAUACUCCAAUGUACCAUAUUUGGUGCUGGCAGAGUCUGAAUGAGGGAAUGUGUCUCUGACCCUGCGUAGUGAAGCGUCACCUUUAGUAUUACGAGACGUUCUACUAUUCACUGUAUAAACACAAUGCGCCAGACUGAAUCUUAUUCACUAGAACUGUACAGAUUAAUGGCAGGAAGAAAAAUAAUACGCAUCUUUGUUUCCCUUACCCUUUUUUAAAUUUCCCAAUAUAUUGUGCAAUAUGUUUUCCCUUAUUCAUUUUUGUUAAGAGCUUGUAAAAGCUGAGUUUUUUUGUUUUUUUUCCUGGACAGCUUUAGGCUUUAAGGAAUAGUUUGGCACUUAAAGAACUUAGUGAGAUGAGAGGAUUGAUACGGAUCUCUGUAUGUAUGCUAACCAAGAAGCUACUUCUUUAGCUUAGCAUUAAGACUGGAAGCAGCUAGUCUGUCUGUUGGUGACCAAAUCUUCUAACUGGCACCUCUAUUUGGCAAUAUCUUUUUCUGGGUGGUGGUGGUGGUGUCACAGGGAUUGUUAACCAGUUUUUGUGUUUUUAUUUGACUGGAAGCAACAUCCUAAGCUUUUAUUGUUUGCGCGCACUUUUCUUUCGCUUCUUAAGUGGACGAAGCCACGUUUACCUUUUGACUUCCAGUCUUCACGCUAAGCUAACUAAGUGCGAGCGUUAGUUUCAGAUUUACUAUUCGAUUAAGCUUCCCGUGCCACUUUUGACAACACGCUCAUUUCCCCAAAAGAGUUGAAAGCUUUGCCACGGGCACAGCUUCCAUCUUGGAUCUGAAGAACCUGAUGUACUGGGAUUUAAAAACCGUGAUCCACCUGUGCAUACCACAAUGCUUCUCAAGUUGGUUCCUGUUUAUUGAUGACGAAUUACUCGCCUGUAUGGUCUAUAUAUUGGUUUGCCUCACACACUUUUCUUAGGCCAGUUUGGCUCUCCAGUCACGGCAAUGUUGUUCACGGUUUUUCCACUUUUCAAUUUGUCUCUCUGAUAAAAGGAGCCGUUGCUAAUCAGGGACCGCUGGUUGAAGCCAGCGGCCAUAAAUGGAAGACGUGGUGUGUGUGUGUGUGUGUGUGUGUGUGUGUGGAUCCACCACAGUGGAACCGUGCUCACGUGACAUAUUUCUCUCUCUGUUCUCAUCCGUCACGACGAUCGACAGCAUUGUCAGUGAUUCGGUUCCAAACACACCUGGUUUGUGUCGCUGCGUCAGAACGCGUCGCUUGGCGGGGGGGGCCGCACAAACUGAAAAGCCAACUUGUGUCUGACACACUGAGGAUGAUUGUAAAAACCAACGUUUAAAUUUGUUAAUAAAAUGUAACCUCUGCUUUUACAGUCAA
Molecule: messenger RNA, 3225 nt
Organism: Pungitius pungitius (ninespine stickleback)
Lineage: Eukaryota; Metazoa; Chordata; Actinopteri; Perciformes; Gasterosteidae
Gene: wdr45b
Product: WD repeat domain 45B
Exons: 10
Coding region: 382-1416 (344 amino acids)
Biological process (GO): protein lipidation; nucleophagy; protein localization to phagophore assembly site
Cellular component (GO): cytosol; phagophore assembly site membrane; extrinsic component of membrane
Molecular function (GO): phosphatidylinositol-3,5-bisphosphate binding; phosphatidylinositol-3-phosphate binding; protein binding
Source: RefSeq, a predicted model, not a curated record